CUUCACAGAAGUCCAUGUUGUGUUUUUAUUUUUGUCGUGUUCACAACAAAAUUCUCGAGUUUAUCUUGUAAUGUGUUAUAUUUUACAAAAUUUUGAGUUAUGAAAUUCGCAUAUAAGUUCAGUAAUCUGCUUGGAUCGGUGUAUCGGAAAGGAAAACUCAUUUUCACUCCCGAUGGAAACUCCGUCAUCAGUCCUGUUGGCAACCGCAUCACCAUUUUUGACCUAAAGAACAACAAAUCUCAAACACUAUCUCUGGAAAGUGAAUAUAGUUACUGCGCACUGGAUCUUUCCCCCAAUGGGUGCAUACUAGUAGCCGUAAACGAGGUUGGUGAUGCUCAAAUGAUAAGCAUGAUUUCUCACACGGUGAUACAUCGGUACAAGUUCAAGAGUGAGGUCAAACAUCUCCGAUUCAGUCCGGACGGUAAAUUUUUUGCGGCGUGCGUAGGCAACGCCGUGCUUGUAUUCCGAGCGCCCGGCGAAUUGAGUGGAACCUACAACUCAUUUGUGGUACAACGGGCUUUCGAAAUAGCUUACGAUGAAACAGUUUUCAUCGAUUGGGCAUGCAACUCAAAGAUUCUUGCCGUAGGAUCUAAAGACAAUUCCGUUAGAGUCCAGGGUGUAGAGUAUUUGAAUAAUUUUCGUCCGUUCAUUCUGGGUGGCCAUAGAGAUUCGAUCGUGGGUUGCUUUUUCGAGGAAAAAACACUGGAUGUGAAUACAGUUAGUAAGGAUGGUCUGCUGAUGCUAUGGGAAUGCAGCACCGAUGUGGAUGAUAUUUCGGUUGGAUAUAAAAAAGUAGGAAAAGAAGAGCCGGCAUUCAAAAAACCACGCGAGAGUGACGAUGAACAAGAAGAUGAUGUAAUUGCUGAUCACGAUUUUGAAAAAUCGGACAAAGAAAAACAUACUAGCAUUGAGCAUAUUCAAGGUGAAUUCAAUAAAGAUGAAGCCCGUGACGGCUUGGGUAGAGUGGUUUUGAAGAAACCCAAGCAGCAUUUCACUUACAAACGAUUAGCUCGUCACUACCUAGCGGAUGAAGCACGCAAAGAAAAUCCGAAAGCAAUCGUUACGGCAACUGCAUAUCACAAACAGCUGAAAAUUUUGAUUACAGCGUACUCCAGUGGAGUAUUUUACCUUCAUGAGCUUCCGGAUGUAACAAUGAUUCAUUCGCUAAGUAUAUCCGACUUUCGAAUAGAAACUGUUACGUUUAAUAACACUGGCGAUUGGUUAGCUCUUGGUGUUCCGGAAGUUGGUCAAUUAUUGGUUUGGGAAUGGCAGAGCGAGCAGUAUGUUAUGAAGCAGCAGGGUCACUCGACUGGAUUGAAUUGUGUUACGUAUUCUCCCGAUGGGCAGCUAUUGGCGACUGGUGGUUUGGACGGGAAGGUCAAACUGUGGAACAUUAAUAACGGAUUUUGCUUCGUUACAUUCAGCGAACAUUCCAGUUCGGUAAGUUCUGUAGAAUUCAGUGGGAAUAAAAAGUUUUUCGUGAGUGCUUCGCUCGAUGGAACUGUGCGGGCUUACGACAUUGUGAGAUACAGAAACUUUCGCACAUUUACCUCACCUGAACCGGUGCAAUUCGCUUCAGUUGCCGUGGAUCAAUCAGGUGAACUGGUAGCCGCUGGAGGUCAGGACGUAUUUGAAGUCUUUCUAUGGUCGAUGAAACUUGGCAGAUUGCUGGAGGUACUCAGUGGACAUGAGGGUCCGGUUGUAACUUUAGCUUUCUCUCCUGUUGCCACAUCGUCAACGAUGGUAUCCGGUUCUUGGGAUAAAUCAAUUCGUGUUUGGGACUGCCUAGAAUCGUCUGGUGCUCACGAAAACAUCGAUGUUGGUUCGGACGUCGUUUGUGUGGCGUUCAGACCAAACGGAGAAGAGGUGGCCGUUUCAUCAUUGAACGGUCAGAUCACAGUAUUUCAUGUAAAAACAGCCCAGCAAGUGGCUUCCAUUGAAGGAAGGAAUGAUAUGGGCGGUAGUGUGACGAAUACUGAUCUGAACACAGCCGAAAAAAAUCUUCAGGGAAGGGCUUUCACAUCCAUUUGUUAUUCAGCUGAUGGAGAAUGUAUCCUUGCUGGGGGCAAGUCGAAGUACGUUUGCAUUUACAACGUACAAGAAGCGAUUCUAUUGAAAAAAUUUCAAAUCACUCAAAAUCGAAGUCUAGAUGGAAUUUAUGAAUUCUUGAACCGAAGAAACAUAACCGAAUUCGGAAACAUUGCCCUGAUAGAAGAACGAGAACAACUGGAGGGUGGUAACGUAUCUAUCAAACUACCUGGAGUAAAGCGUGGUGAUCUGGCUGCGCGAAAUAUCAAACCCGAAGUUAAUGUUUUUGCGGUUCGCUUCUCGCCAAAUGGUCAAUCAUGGGCGGCAGCCUCCACCGAAGGUCUCCUGAUGUAUUCACUUAACAAAGGAAUUGUGUUCGAUCCGUACCAGCUCUCGGUUGAAAUAACACCCAAAGCUACUCGUGAGCUACUGAAAAAUCAGGAGUACUCUGCUGCGUUGAUUAUGGCCUUAAAACUCAAUGAGAACAAUCUAAUCCAUGAGAUUAUAGAGCAGAUUCCUCACAUCGAUGCGGAGUUGAUCAUUCAAUCGCUACCGGAUGAAUUUGCACAUCGUAGCUUAAAGUUUGUAGCCAAAAUGGUCGCCUCUAGUCCUCAUGUUGAGUUUUAUCUCCGGUGGUCCAAUUUACUGUUGACUCGAUUGGGACAACGUGAGAAUGUCCUCACCCAACAGACGCUGGUGUUACUUCAUCAGAAUCUUAAUCGGAAAUACGAGGCACUGAAUAAAAUUUGUGAUUUCAACAAGUACACAAUUCAAGUGCUGAAAAAUAUCAACGUAACGAACGAAGUUGACGGUGAAAAUUUUGAAGAAGGAACCCGAAACGGAGAAGCACUGGAAAACGCUGACUAUAGUGACUUAAUGUUAAUCGAUCAAAGUAUGUCAAUGAAUGGACAGCAUACUGAUGACGAUUCUGAAUAAAAAAUAUUUUAUCGGAAGCAAAA
Messenger RNA from Malaya genurostris, 2987 nucleotides. RefSeq names its product periodic tryptophan protein 2 homolog. Lineage: Eukaryota; Metazoa; Arthropoda; Insecta; Diptera; Culicidae. Gene Ontology annotation, biological process: ribosomal small subunit assembly; maturation of SSU-rRNA from tricistronic rRNA transcript (SSU-rRNA, 5.8S rRNA, LSU-rRNA). The record is from RefSeq and is a predicted model, not a curated record. Gene Ontology annotation, cellular component: small-subunit processome; Pwp2p-containing subcomplex of 90S preribosome. Bases 100 to 2964 code for a protein of 954 amino acids. Gene Ontology annotation, molecular function: protein binding. The transcript is spliced from 8 exons.